Molecule: messenger RNA, 1656 nt
Organism: Trypanosoma conorhini
Lineage: Eukaryota; Euglenozoa; Kinetoplastea; Trypanosomatida; Trypanosomatidae
Product: mucin-like glycoprotein
Exons: 1
Coding region: 1-1656 (551 amino acids)
Source: RefSeq, a predicted model, not a curated record
AUGCGCAUAGCAACACUACCGCCAGCGCAGCGCAGCAGCGGCCCAGUGAGUGAAGGACGAGGUGUAUAUUUUAAGCGGCCGGGAAAACUGUUUCCGACGGGUGUUGGUGGGGGGUGUUGUUUGCGUGCAGCGUGCAGGGAGAACACUCCAACACGCACGCGGCGCGGAGGUGCCGCAAUUCCGUUGAUUUGGGCGGCGGCGUUGGGGGGAAGUGAGCAGCGGAGUGCGGCAGCGGACUGCGUUUCCACGGAAGUGCCUGAAGGGACUAUUUUUUUAAAAAUAUAUUUGUGUGUUUGUGUUUAUUUGCCUGCGGGCACGGGGCACAGCCGGCGGGCUGCGCUGCUGCGGGGAGGAGGAGGCGCCGUGCCCCGUGGUGCCUCGCGGCAGCCGUACUGGUUUUUAGCUUCACGUUGUGUGUUUCUCCCAAAUGCCGUGGCACCGCCAAAGACGCCUGCGUGGGGCGGGGGCGGAAUGAAUUUCUUUUCGUGUGGCUGCGGGGCGCUGCUGCGUGAACUUAGUGGGCCGCCGCCUUUUUCUUCCUUCCCUCUCCCUGCCCUCACCCUCUGCGCCGCACCCCACCGCGCUCCCCAUUUCUCUCUCUGUUUCUUCUUCUUAGCUGCCCCGCAGCCCACUGGCUCUGCUGCGACGCUACUGCCACCACCACCACCGCUGUUUUUACUGAUGGCGAUGGCGGUGCGGCGCCGUGCGGUGUGCGGCCUGGCGCUCUUCGCGCUGCUCUGCGGCUGCUGCGCCCCCUCCGUCUGCGGGGUGAGUGCUGAGGAGGCUGCGGCUAAUGUGAAUGUGUCGGUGGAGGUGUCGUGCCCGAACGCUGCGAAAAAGUUGCGUUGGCGCGUUGCUGACAGGAGUAAUUCUGGCUGGGAGGAGUGUCCGCAGGCAGUGAAGGGUGCGGAGAGCAGUGAAAGCGCUGCUUACGGUAAUACCCUUUGCCUCUUGGCCGGAUCGGUGUACAUGUGGAAGUUCCCGGCGGGGAACUGCCGUGCAUCCCAGCCAGCAGGGGGCACAGACGCUGUCGCGUUCAGGUUGGCCUGUACGGCGGCCGCAAACAGUGCGCUGCACAAGCUGUCGAAGGGCGAAACAGUUACCAUCAGUCCAACUGAGGAUCCACUGGGCGCUUCAGACGAGUGUGAGUACCCAAACUUCAGCCAACCCGCGGCUGAAGUGCAGUCUGGACCCCAACAACCUUCAGGACAACAGCAACCAGCAGGCACACAACAACAACCGGGAGCAGCACUGCCAGCAGCGUCAUCUGCAGCACAAACUCCACAAGGAGUCCGUGCGGGGAAUGGGGGCUCCAUCACUGUUGGGGAGCAGCCAGGCUCUGUGGUGGGUUCCACCGGAAGUCAGGAACCAUCGACAGAAGGUCGUCGGGAAACACCAACGCCAUCGGCUGGCAAUGCGGCUUCGUCCACACAGACGGCAGGGGAGAGGGCAGCAGAUGGAACGAAGACGACGACCACCCGCAGUCCGAGUGAUGGGAACGACAUAAAAAGCAACGCGGGCGGCAGUGCCACCAACAGCAACACCACUCAGAAAGCCGUGGCAAAUGCUGCGGAUCGCAGUGCCACCUCCACUUCUUUUGUGUGUGCGCCUCUCAUGCUGCUACUCACGGCCGCCCUUGCCUGCGCUGCUGCGUAG